Molecule: messenger RNA, 5867 nt
Organism: Perca fluviatilis (European perch)
Lineage: Eukaryota; Metazoa; Chordata; Actinopteri; Perciformes; Percidae
Gene: zeb1a
Product: zinc finger E-box binding homeobox 1a
Exons: 8
Coding region: 269-3625 (1118 amino acids)
Biological process (GO): anatomical structure development; regulation of transcription by RNA polymerase II
Molecular function (GO): RNA polymerase II cis-regulatory region sequence-specific DNA binding; DNA-binding transcription factor activity, RNA polymerase II-specific
Source: RefSeq, a predicted model, not a curated record
UAAUGUGUGUGAGCCGAGGGGCCGGAAAGCACCUUUUUUUUCUCCUGCUGACGACACGACGGUGACUGUGCGUCCGUACAGGAGCCAUCAUCAUCACCACCACCACCAUCAUCAUCAUGUUUACCUGAACGCGGAUAACGGGGCUGACAAAUGGCCUAGAAAUAAACAGAAAUAACACCUGCGGCUCGCGACCGUUCACAGAACAGGAUCUGCUCGCCGUUUCCUAAAGGCUCUGUGUCUCGUGAGGAGCCAGGGAAAACCGCUCCAAAUGUCAACUUGUGCAGUGACAGACUUCAACAAUGGCUUGGAGGCCAGUUCCGACUCAGAUGACGAGGACAAGCUACACAUUGUGGAGGAGGACAGCCUGCAGGAGCCGGAGGUCGCCAACGCCGAUGGGACCAAAACGCAAGACAGCCAUGGCGCCACGACAAGCCCAGUAUUACCACACAACGGUUCCUUAAACGGAGUGAAGGAGGAGUAUGUGUCAGAAGAAGAAGAGGAGGCUGAGAAGGAACCUCUAGUGGAGGAGAUCCUCCAGCAGGGAGACACAGCCGUCAUCUAUCCUGAAGCCCCUGAGGAUGAGCAGAGUCCAGCAGAGACAGGAGGCGCUGAUGAAAACGGCACACCAGAUUCCUUCUCCCAGUUGCACACCUGCCCGUACUGCUCGCGGGGCUACAAGCGCAACGCCUCGCUGAAGGAGCACAUCAAGUAUCGCCACGAGACCAGCGAGGACAACUACAGCUGCUCGCACUGCAGCUACACAUUCACGUACCGCUCGCAGCUGGAGAGGCACAUGAGCCACCACAGGGGCACCAGGGAGCAGCGUCACGUUACCCACAGGCCGACAGGUGGAUCAGAAGGAAAAGGUGGAACCCGCAAGUUCAUGUGUACCGAAUGUUCCAAGGCCUUCAAAUACAAGCACCACCUGAAGGAGCACCUGCGUAUUCACAGUGGUGAGAAACCAUAUGAAUGCUCAAACUGCAAGAAGCGAUUCUCCCACUCAGGCUCCUACAGCUCCCACAUCAGCAGUAAGAAGUGUGCAGCAACCCCCAAUGGCGUCCCUCGAUUGCCAAUCAAAUCUCCCCCACCCACCACUCAGACCACACCGGUCGUAAUUGCUCCAGCCCGCAUGAUUCUCAAAGAGAAGACUGACAGCAAGCCCCUCCAGGAGCAGCUCCCCAUCACCCAGAUCAAAUCUGAACCUGUGGAAUACGAGUGCAAGGCCAUGAUGGCGGCACCGGCAACUUCAGCUGGUACCAACGGAGUGGUGAAUGGAGGGACUGCACAGCCAGCUGUGGUUCCAGCUGCAACCUUGCCUCAGGGCGUGGCUAUGGUGGUGCCAGCCGUCGGCCUCAUGUCGCCCAUCAGCAUCCAGUUGAACGACUUGCAGAAUGUGCUCAAAGUGGCGAUGGAUGGAAACGUGCUCAGACAGGUGCUGGGCACAGCUAACGGGGUGGUGACACAGGGAAAGCAGGGAAUCGUAGUUCAGCAGCCCCAGCAGCAGAUCAUCAGCCUGCCGGCCUUUGUGGAUCAUGACGGCACCACGAAGAUCAUCAUCAACUACAGCAUCAGCCCCGCAGCCGCUACCACUGCCACAGGCCAGCCUGCACCGCUCGUUGCCAAAACCAAUCCUGCUCCCCCUCCCACUGUCACCACUGCUGCAGCCCCAACCCCCACCAAGACAGACAGACCCUCGACCCCAGAGGUGGCCGACCUCUCCAUUGUAAAGGCCGAGCCCGAAUCGGUAGCCAUCCCAGACAUGGAGACAGAGGCAGCCACGCAGACAGAAAUGGAACCUGUCAAGACUUCAUACACCCAAAUAGCGCACAUGCCAAAAGUCAACAGCUCCAGUUCGUGUUUACUCUGCGAUGACUGUCCCGACAACCUGGAGGCGCUACACCUCCUCCAGCACCGCAAAGCAGCCAAUGGGGAGGCCGUUGACUCGGCCGCGUUGGACCCCUCAUUCGCCGCUCUGCUCAGCGAGGCAGGGGUGACGCUGGAGGAGCCGCCUGUGGACGACCUGCUCUCACUCCUCAAGACCUACUUUGCCUCCAAUGCCAAACCCAGCGAAAAGGAGCUGUCCAAGAUAUCGGAGUCUGUCAGGAUUCCCGUGGAUGUGGUCAGAAAGUGGUUUGCCAAGAUGAACUCUGGGAAAAACGUGGGCAAAUAUCGCAGUGGCGCUACAGCAGUUUCCAAAAAGACUGAAACCUCGAGUCUCAGCUCGGAGGAAGCCUCGAAUCAUAAUGGUGAGGCAGAGGAGGACAGCUCCCAAGAAACCUCCAACAAAGCCUCAUCCGAAUCUGGCAGCACGUCUCCAUCAGAUUCCUCACCACUAAGCCUCAAUGCCGGGGACCUCGUCAUCGUUAAGAGCGAGCCAGAAGACCCUGACGCCCAGGACUCCCAGGCCGAGCCGCUCGACCUCUCCCUCCCUAAACACAUCGCAGCAGCACUGGAGAUGGCCCAGCCCCCCGCCAAGCAGCAGGAGCACCCCCUGAACCUGACCUGCCUGAGGAAGGAGCAGCUAGACGGGCGAACCUUCUACGUCAACAAGACCGGAGGGCCCGUCAACAUCGUCACUACCACACAGCUGCCCACGUUAGUGGCCAUCGGUGGUCAGGGCGCGGUGAGCUGUCUCAGCGCCAUCAACACCACGACCAAACGCACCAUCCUCAUCCCCCAGCUCACCUACACCUAUGCCACUACAGCCGGCAGCGCCACCGGAGCAAAGACUGUCGUACUGAACGGCCACACGCAGGGAAAGAGGCUGGAGAGCAGCUCUGACACCGUCUCCACGGUGGAGGAGCAGAACGACUCGGACUCAGCCGCGCUGAUGAAGAAGCGGCGGCUGGAAAACGGCGUCUACCCAUGUGACCUUUGCUCCAAAGUCUUCCAGAAGGGCAGCUCCCUGCUUAGGCACAAAUAUGAACACACAGGAAAGCGGCCCCACGAGUGCAGCAUCUGCAAGAAAGCCUUCAAACACAAACACCACCUGAUCGAGCACUCGCGGCUGCACUCCGGUGAAAAACCCUACCAGUGCGAUAAGUGCGGCAAGCGUUUCUCCCACUCGGGCUCAUACUCCCAGCACAUGAACCACCGCUACUCCUACUGCAAGAAGGACGGGCCAAGCUCCGGCUCGGGGCCACGUGAGGUUCAGUCGGAGCUCGGCAGCCCCCUCGGCGCUGGGCCGCAGUCGGACAGCCGGACCACGACCCCUCCCUCCCAAAUGGACUCAGACGAGAGGGAGAGCGAGGAUGAGGACGACGAGGCCAUGUGCAUGGACGACAUCCGGGUGGUGCAGGUGGACGACGGCGAGUGCGAGAUAUACGAGGGCAACUUUGAGGAGGACGAGGACGGCGAGGAGAUGGCGGAGGAAGACACGGCCGGAGAGGAAGAGGCAGACGGAGACAAGGUGGACAACGAGUUUGUUUGUGACGUGGUGGAGGUCGAGCUUGAGGACGGUCACGUGGAGGACAAAGAGACGGAGGAAAUGACUGAAGAGAAGGAGGAAGCGGCAAGCACGGAUACAGAGGAACUGGCAGACUGUGAAGCAAAUACGGACAAAAGCAUCAGGGAGGGCUCAGACAGCGUUAAAUUCACAGAGGAAGUGGUGACAAACGCCAAAUAAAAUGAUGGAAAAUCUCUUCGGGACAGCUCAAAAUGCCUCGGUUAUGACAUUUCAAGUUAAUUCAGACAAAGCCGCAGAAAAGUCAAGAAAGUCACGGCGGUUGCCUGAUCUUAACGGUCCACUACUGUGUACAAAAACCCAGGUGUGCCUGAACUUGAAAAAAAAAAAAAAAAAAAGUGACUUUUUUUUCUUGUGGAAAUGAAAUAUCAGUGUUAAAAUUGUUUAUAGAAGUCCAGAUUUUAAAGCAGAAUUCACCCAUCAACGUGUUAGACUUGUUACUGAGACAUACCAGGUUGUUUUUGUUUGUUUGUCUGUUUUCAUUUAGUCAGUGUUACUAAUCUUGUUUGAAAACAUUUUAACCUGUAAAGAUGAGAGAUUUCUAUACCUUUUUAUUGCCAAUGAAGUUUCCUAAAUCAGUAUUUUAUUGAGUUCUACGAACAAAAACCUCUGCACUACAGUAUUCCUGGUUUACCUAUGGAUACAUGCCUCAUGCAUCGUAUGCCCUUCAGUGUUAUAUACGCUAGAUAGAUACACUAGCUAGCAAGAUGUUGUUUGUGUUAGUGUUGGCUAGUUAGCAUUACUUUAGUUUUCAGUUUGACUGUUAGCCUUAAGGAAAACAAAGUAUUCUUGGGGAGGAUUGUGGGCGGGAUGGGGAGACGUUGGCUUCUGUACGCCAUAACCAAAUUUGCCCUAUCAGGGAAGGUGGAGUCACAACCUUAAAGCCAGCAUCAGGGGUCUGUGUUUUCGCAAUCCAGGUGAAGAUUGAAAUGCAGGGUCCGCCUCGCCUGGCUUCGUUGUGGUUAGGGAAACGCACGCGCCAAUAAGAACCGAGCUUCUCUUUAUUUUGGUUGACUUUAAAGUUUCAGUGUUAUUAGCUUGUAAAUUAAGUCAUACUGUACGUGAAGGACCAGGGCUGUUCCCUGCUCCACCCCAAAUGCCUCCAGCCUUAUGCAAGACCUGUGUGCUGUUAAAAGUGCCAUUGAACAGUGUUAUAAUUUCUUCUUUACACAUGUAGCCAGUAUUAUGUCCCUCUGUUACCUACACAAGACCCAUAUUGACUAAUGUUUGUUGACUUGCACAGAACAGCUCAUUUGUUUCAAUAGCUGAAAUAUGCAUCCUGUGAAAUUUAUUUAAAUAUUUGCAAGGCCUAGAAAAGUAUUUGGACCACUUGUCUUCAACUAUCGAGUUUGGUCAUUGAUUUUAUGUUGGACUUCAUGUCACAAGUCAGUUUAAAAAAUGUUUACAUAAGUGUUUAAAAACAGAAAGUGUUCCGUUUUCUGCAGAUUGAAAUAUUUGAAGCUUAAGACACUCUGCUUCACCUGCUUGGCUCGGAAAGAAAUACAAAAAAUAAACAAAACCAAGAUGAAUUUGAUGUAAAAUGGAGACAGAAGGAUUUACUGUAAAGUAAAAAAUUCAGCCAAACUUGUGCACUUGUUUCGGAUAGUAAAAAAGAAAAGAAAAAGCUGUCUCGCACUUCAGGUAACAAACGUUAGUGAAUGUGGUCUCUGUCGAUGUGUUUUCAGUUGGUUUUACCGAACAGUGUUUAUAAAAUUAGUCUGUUUUAAUUUUCUUUUAUGUUUUAUGUUUUCGACAAUGGCAGUAUUAGAACCCUUUUCACAGAUUAAAAAACAAUUUACCUGUUUAGUUUUUAGAAGACUUUUUUAUAUUUAUGUGUCUUAUUUUUAUAUUUUCUUUUAUGGUUAUUUAUUACACAUUGUAACGUACAUUACUGUAGUUUGAAUUGAUACAAUAAUAUAUUUUAGUAUGAAAAAUAACCUUAAGACGAACAAAAAACCCCAACAUGUGGUUCUGGGAGCUGAAGUUUGUUUUAACAAAAAAAAAAAAAACUAAAAAGAUAAAACGUGUAUUCUGUAAACAUGACUUCUGUUAAGCUAAAAAAAAAAGACAGGAAUGAAGUGAGAAAUAGAAACUUGUUACAUGUGCAUCCGCUCUUUUGCGUCGUUAUGAAGCUACUGAAUUCUAAAACUCUGUGAUUUUAAAAGCAUGAGUCGCGUUUUAAUGAAGGAUUUUUAUGAAGCCUCCCUUUUGAUUUCGAAGCCAAAUUCCGAUGGUCCUGCCACCCUGUUUUCUGUUCUGUGCCAACUUCCAUUGUACUGUCGAAGGCUGCAUAUCACAUUAUUCUGUCCUCACCCUUUGUAAAUCCACUGUCUUUUUGUAUUGUUUUUAUUUUAGUUUUGCUUCAUUUUUAUGACUCCCCAUCACAAUAAAAUAUAAGAAAGCA